AUGUUACUCGUUGUGUACACCUUGGAAUUCCAAAAAUGGGGUUUGCCGCAUGCACAUAUAUGUCUAUUCUUCGAAGAAACCAACAAAAUAAGAACCCCAGAAGAUAUCGAUCGUGUUAUAUCAGCUGAAAUUCCAGAUGAAGAAGUGGAUAGUGAGUUACAUCAUCUUGUGUCUGAAUUUAUGAUACACGGACCAUGCGGAAAGGACGGCCCAUCAAACACCUGUAUGAAAGACAAAAAAUGCUCAAAACACUUUCCAAAAGAGAUUACAGAAUCAACUCGCAUAGACGGGAAAGGAUAUCCAGUGUAUAGAAGAAGAAAAACCGGAGUGACUGUUGAAAAAAACGGAGUUCCAUUGGAUAACAGGUAUGUCGUGGGUUACAAUCCGAUACUCAUCAAGCUGUAUCAAGCACACAUGAAUAUCGAAUGGUGUAACCAACUCGGAGCAAUCAAAUAUCUGUUUAAAUAUAUCAACAAGGGACCAGACAGAAUAACAGUCGGCUUUCCAAAGAAAAACGGAAAUGGCGACAAGGAAAACCAAACAAUACAUGAAGACGAGAUCGCAGGUUACUAUGAUUGUCGUUACAUCUUUGCAUGUAAAGCAGCAUGGAGAUUAUUUGGUUUUGACAUCCACUAUCAGACACCGACCGUUCAGAGAUUAUCCUUCCACAUUAAAGACCGGAAACCAAUCCUCUUUGAUCAACAUGAGGAAAUUGCUGAUGUUGUCACAAAGCAUACAGUCAAACAAUCCUAG
Molecule: messenger RNA, 753 nt
Organism: Erigeron canadensis
Lineage: Eukaryota; Viridiplantae; Streptophyta; Magnoliopsida; Asterales; Asteraceae
Exons: 2
Coding region: 1-753 (250 amino acids)
Source: RefSeq, a predicted model, not a curated record